AUGGCUCGUGCCAUUUCACGCGCCACCACCCCUCUCCCUUUCUCUACUUCCUUACCGCCCGCUGCCCUCUCCUCUUUUUACUCUCCUUCGAGUCUUUCCUUCACUCCAAAACCCAACAAUUUUAACUUCCCUUCAUUGACUAGAACUGGAUUCUUUAAUAAAAAGUUCAAAACUCUUUCUCAACAUAAUUAUAGGUACACGGUUCGGGCCUCCCAGAGAGGUUACCGGAAAGUCAGGCGGCUGACGGCGGCGACGAGGAGAAGGAAAGAGAAGGAUUUGGAGCUCAGCGUUAGCAUUUGCAUUGAAGAAGGCCUUCCUAAUGACCCUGAAAUAUUGAGUAUAGCAGAAUUGCUAAGACUUAAUGUGGCAAUGGCAAUGAAGGUAGCAUUUGAUAGUUUAAAAAGUUCAACUUUUAAAACGAGGGAUGAAGCUAUAAGUGAUGUUGGUGGAUUUGACAGCAUUGAGUUGUCUGUGAUGCUUUGUAAUGAUGAGUUUAUUAGAAAACUUAAUCUGGAAUGGAGGGACGAGGAUCAUGCAACUGAUGUUCUUUCAAUGUCACAACAUAUGCCUGGCCUUGACCUUCCAAUCGUAAGUGAGAGAAGUCUUAUGUUGGGUGAUAUAGUGAUUUCUGUUGAGACUGCUGCACGACAAGCGGAGGAAAGAGGACAUACGCUUAUCGAUGAAAUUCGAGUUCUCCUGGUUCAUGGGUUGUUGCAUCUUUUAGGAUUUGAUCACGAAAUUAGUGACGAGGCUGAAGUUGAAAUGGAGAAGGAGGAGGGAAAUCUUUUGGAGAGUCUUGGGUGGAAAGGAAAAGGACUGAUUCAGAGCGCAUGUGAUGCAGAAACUAAUAUGAAUCAUCAUAUGGAAAAUUCAGAUGGUAAUUUCACUCAAAAGCCAAAUCUCCUUGAUCAAUGCAAGGGCAUUGAAAGAGGCUUUGUCAAGGGGGUGAAGGUGGUGAUCGCAACUGGAAAAGCACGUCCUGCUGUGAUUGAUAUUUUGAAGGCAGUAGAUUUAGCUGGUAAAGAUGGAGUUAUCUCUGAGACCUCUCCCGGUGUUUUCUUACAGGGGUUAAUUGUUUAUGGUAGACAGGGUCGGGAAAUUUUUAGAUGCAAUUUGGAUCUGAGCGUCUGCAGAGAGGCAUGUCUCUACUCUUGGGAGCACAAGGUUCCUCUUAUUGCAUUCAGCAAUGAUCGCUGCUUGACAUUAUUUGAGCACCCUCUAGUUGAUUCACUGCAUACUAUAUAUCACGAGCCAAAGGCUGAGAUCAUGCCGUCAGUUGAGCAUCUAUUAUCUGCUGCUGACAUACAGAAGAUGAUCUUUUUAGACACUGCUGAGCGAGUGGUUACAACCCUGCGGCCAUACUGGUCAGAAGCAACUGGAGGCCGUGCCAAUGUCGUCCAAGCUGUCCCAGACAUGCUUGAAAUUGUUCCCCUUGGAACCUCAAAAGGGAGUAGUGUAAAAAUGUUGCUUGAUCAUUUGGGUGUCACUCCAAAGGAGAUAAUGGCUAUUGGUGAUGGUGAAAAUGACAUCGAGAUGCUUGAGCUGGCUUCUCUAGGCGUUGCUCUUAGCAAUGGGUCAGAGAAGACAAAAGCUGUGGCUAAUGUAAUUGGUGCCAGCAACGAUGAAAAUGGCGUCGCCGAUGCUAUCUACCGGUAUGCGUUCUGA
This is a messenger RNA of Dovyalis caffra, 1665 nucleotides long. The record is from the annotation of a GenBank genome assembly. Lineage: Eukaryota; Viridiplantae; Streptophyta; Magnoliopsida; Malpighiales; Salicaceae.